Messenger RNA from Neurospora tetrasperma FGSC 2508, 1027 nucleotides. RefSeq lists its product as uncharacterized. The transcript has 4 exons. Lineage: Eukaryota; Fungi; Ascomycota; Sordariomycetes; Sordariales; Sordariaceae. Bases 1 to 957 code for a protein of 318 amino acids. Gene Ontology annotation, molecular function: high-affinity secondary active nitrite transmembrane transporter activity. The record is from RefSeq and is a predicted model, not a curated record. Gene Ontology annotation, biological process: transmembrane transport; nitrite transport. Gene Ontology annotation, cellular component: membrane.
AUGUCUCGCAUUCAAAACCAGCCAAAUACCGUCUGGAUUCGCAAUGGCAACGCCUACAGCCCUAUCGAGACGAUUGAAAUCGUCGGCCGUCUGGGCACCUUCAAGGCCAACAUGUUCCCCGCCAAGGUCUUUUGCUCAGCCGUGUCUGCCGGCUGUAUAGCAGCCUUCGCCUCUGGUGCCACCCUUGUCGCCAUUAAUAUUCCCUGGAUGGCCGAGAACACUCCUGGUCUCGUCAAGACUCUCAGCUCCAUUCUCUUCCCUUGCGCCUUGGUUAUGAUCUUUAUGAGCGGUGCCGACUUGUUUACCGGUUCGACCAUGUUGACUGGUGUGGCUUGUCUUCAAGGCCGUAUCCCCUGGCAUAAGAUGUUGCUGCACUGGUUCAUCUGCUUCUGGGGUAAUUUCGCCGGCUGUCUUUUUGUCAUGGCGAUUAUCUUUGGUUAUGGCGGCUUGUUCACGGAUCCUGCACAGGUAAAGGUGAUCCAGAACCUCGUCUACAACAAGCAGGUUGUUCCCGAAUGGCAUCAGAUCUUCAUUCGCGCCAUCGGCUGCAACUGGCUCGUGUGUCUCGCUGCCUAUCUCGGUCUGGCCGGUCGGGAUCUCAUGUCCCGUGCCAUGGGCAUGUGGUGGCCUGUUUUCUGCUUUGCCAUUCUCGGUCUCGACCACGUUGUCGUCAACAUGUUCUACAUUCCUUUUGGUAUCUGGCACCACACCCCUGGCGUUACUGUGGGCCUGUACAUCUGGAAGGGCAUCAUUCCUUCACUCCUCGGCAACGUCAUCGGCGGCGGCGGCUUCUGUGGAAUGUUCUACUACUUUAUGUACCUCCACAACCAGGACCCGGUUCCCAUCGACGGCAUCUACUUUCCUGCCGACUUGGCCAAGCUUGAAGAGGGUGGUGCGCUUCCCCAGUACGAGAGUGACGAAUACGUCGUUACCACUCAGGAGCAAAAGAAGCAAUGAUUCUGACGUUUGUGCGGCGGUUAAUAUAGUUUAAGAGUUGGUUUUGGAAACGGCAUGCAUGGCGUACGAU